ACUUGAUUUAUUGAUAAACUUUAGUAUUUAUUCAUUUCCAUAUCCACAUCUUUUUCCAAAAAUCUUAGUCAACAUUCCUCAUCAACAAGUUUAAGGUAGAUUCAAGGGUUUGUUAUAGAAUUAUUAAUUUGUUUCUUAUAACCUUAAUAACUGUUAAUUAUCAAUCAAAUUUCAAAAAAAUUUCAACCUCCGCGGAGCAUUAAUUUUAGUUUUUUGUUGACAGAUCUCCACAAAUCAUUCCAAUUUGACAACAUUUAACGAAUUGAGGUCAAUUUUCAUAUAUAUUAUCAUUCCAAAUCAUUAGUCUGAUACCAUCAUAUCAAUCGAAUCAACUGAAUAUGUCAUAUCUUGGUUGGACAGUCCAUGAUUGGAAACAAUUCCAUUAUCAAGCUACUCCCAAUGAAUCAUUUGAUUUAUUAGCUCAAUUAUUAGCAGCUCAAAAACCAGCUCCAGAAGAUACUGCUUGGAUUUCAGUAGCUUCCAUAGAUAACUUGAAACAUCAAUGGAAUUUCCUUCAAUCAAGAGCCAACAAAUUGGAUUUACCAUUAUAUGGGGUUCCAGUCGCCAUAAAAGAUAAUAUCGAUGUGAAAGGUUUUGAAACUACUGCUGGUUGUGCAGCUUAUGCUUAUUUACCAAAUCAAGAUGCAACUACUGUCAAAUAUUUAAGAGAUGCUGGGGCUAUAAUAAUUGGUAAAACCAAUUUAGAUCAAUUUGCAACUGGUUUAGUGGGUACUAGAUCUCCAUAUGGUAUUACUCCAAAUACAUUCAAUCCAAAAUAUGUUAGUGGUGGUUCUUCUGCAGGUUCAGCAUCAGUAGUGGCAAGAGGUAUAGUUCCAAUUUCAUUAGGUACUGAUACUGCUGGUUCAGGUAGAGUUCCUGCUGCUUUAAAUAACAUUAUUGGUUUAAAACCUACCAAAGGUGUAUUUUCAACUAGUGGGGUGGUACCAGCUUGUAAAUCAUUAGAUUGUGUUUCAAUCUUUUCUCUUAAUUUACAAGAUGCUCAAUUAACUUUUGAAGUUAUGGCUCAUGAAGAUGGUUUAAAUGAUGAAUAUUCAAGACCAUUACCUGAAAAUCCAUUAUUGAAAUUCCCUCAAACUCCAACUAUUGGUAUUCCAACUAGUUUAGAAUGGUAUGGUGAAGAAGAAAAUCCAAAAUUAUAUACUAAAGCUGUCGAAAUAUUUGGUAGUGAAAAAGUGGGUGCAAAAUUAGUUCCAGUUAAUAUUGAUUUAUUAGUUGAAUUAGCUAAAUGCUUAUAUGAUGGCCCAUGGGUGGCUGAACGUUAUACUGCCAUGAAAGAAUUUUUUGCUACAAAUCCUCCAGUUGAAACUUUAGAUCCAACUGUAACUGCCAUUAUAAAAGGUGGUGAAAAACAUUCAGCUGCUACUGCUUUUGAUUAUGAAUAUAAAAGACAAGGAAUAAUUCAAAGAAUUAAAAAGGAAUUAAAAGGUAUAGAUGUUCUCAUUGUUCCAACUGCUCCAUUAACUCCAACCAUUGAACAAGUUAAAAAUGAACCAGUUAAAGUCAACUCUCAUCAAGGUACUUAUACUAAUUUUGUCAAUUUAGCUGAUAUGUCAGCUUUAUCUAUUCCGGCUGGGUUCCGUCCUGAUGGAUUACCAUUUGGUAUUACUUUAUUAUCUGAUAAAUUCAAUGAUUAUGCCCUUUUAGAAUUGGCCAGUCGUUAUAUAAAACCAUAUUCCGAAACCAUUCCAAGAUUCUACGGUAAUUUAAAUCAUAAAAUCGUUAGCAACUUAGGUGAUGAAUUAUUACCAAACGUUCCAAAAUUAAAUCCUGAACUGCAAAUCAAAUUAGCUGUGGUUGGUGCUCAUUUAAAGGGUUAUCAAUUACAUUGGCAAUUAGAAAAAGUUAAUGCUACUUUCAUAGAAUCAACCACCACAUCAAAGAAAUAUAAAUUAUAUGCCUUACCUAAAUCUGGACCAGUUGCUAAACCAGGUUUAAGAAGAGUUAGUGAAAAUGGUUCUGACAUAGCUCUUGAAAUAUAUUCAAUUCCAAAAGAAAAAUUUGGUGAUUUCAUUGCUAUGGUUCCAGAACCAUUAGGUAUUGGAUCAGUUGAAUUGAAAUCAGGCGCAUGGGUGAAAUCAUUCAUUUGUGAAGAAUUUGGUUAUAAAGUUCCAGGUACCACUGAUAUCACUUCAUUUGGUGGUUGGAAGAAUUAUCAAGAACAUUUAGUUAGAGAAAAUGCUCAAACUAAAAAACCAUUCAAUUCAGUCUUAGUGGCUAAUAGAGGUGAAAUCGCCGUCAGAAUUAUCAAGACUUUAAAGAAAUUAAGCAUUAAAUCAAUUGCGGUUUAUUCAGAUCCUGAUAAGUAUGCCAAGCAUGUUUUAGAUGCCGAUGUUGCCAUUCCAUUACAUGGUACUUCUGCUGCUGAAACUUAUAUCUCCAUUGAUAAAAUCAUAAAGGCUGCUAAAGAUAGUGGGGCUGAAGCUAUUAUCCCAGGUUAUGGUUUCUUAUCUGAAAAUGCUGACUUUUCAGACAGAUGUGGUAAAGAAGGAAUUGUAUUUGUAGGUCCAUCUGGAGAUGCCAUUAGAAAAUUGGGUUUGAAACAUUCAGCCAGAGAAAUCGCUGAAAAGGCUGGUGUACCUUUAGUUCCAGGUUCUGGUUUAGUUAAGGAUGCUAAAGAAGCUAAAGAAAUUGCAGCUAAAUUAGAAUACCCAAUCAUGGUUAAAUCUACUGCCGGUGGUGGUGGUAUUGGUUUACAAAAAGUUGAUUCUGAAGCCGAUAUUGAAAGAGUAUUUGAAACUGUUCAACAUCAAGGUAAAUCAUAUUUCGGUGAUUCUGGUGUUUUCUUAGAAAGAUUCGUGGAAGAUGCAAGACACGUUGAAAUUCAAAUGUUAGGUGAUGGUUAUGGUAAGGCUAUUGCUUUAGGAGAAAGAGAUUGUUCUUUACAACGUCGUAAUCAAAAGAUUAUUGAAGAAACUCCAGCUCCAAACUUACCAGAAGCAACCAGAGCUAAAAUGAGAAAAGCUGCUGAAUCAUUAGGUAGUUCAAUGAAUUAUAAAUGUGCUGGUACUGUUGAAUUCAUUUAUGAUGAAAGAAGAGAUGAAUUUUACUUCUUAGAAGUCAAUGCCAGAUUACAAGUUGAACAUCCAAUUACUGAAAUGGUGACUGGAUUAGAUUUAGUUGAAUGGAUGUUAUUAAUUGCUGCUGAUGAUCCACCUGAUUUCAGUCAAGAAAUCAAAGUUACUGGUGCUUCGAUGGAAGCUAGAUUAUAUGCUGAAAAUCCAGUUAAGGAUUUCAUGCCAUCUCCAGGUCAAUUAACUGAAAUUAAAUUUCCAGAAUGGGCUAGAAUUGAUGGUUGGGUUGAAAAAGGUACUGUUAUUUCUGCCGAAUAUGAUCCAACUUUAGCCAAGAUUAUCGUUCAUGGUAAGGAUAGAAAUGAUGCUUUAAAGAAAUUACGUCAAGCUUUAAAUGAAACUGUUGUUUUCGGUUGUAUCACUAAUAUUGAUUAUUUAAGAUCAAUUGCUAAUUCGUCGAUGUUUGAAGAAGCUAAAGUUGCCACUAAAGUUUUAGAUACUUAUGAUUAUAGACCAACUGCUUUAGAAAUCAUUCAUCCUGGUGCUUAUACCACAGUUCAAGAUUUCCCAGGUAGAAAAGGUUACUGGCAUAUUGGUGUUCCACCUUCAGGAUGUAUGGAUGAAUAUUCAUUUAGAGUUGCCAAUAGAAUUGUUGGUAAUGAUAAAGCUGCCCCUGGUAUUGAAAUCACUUUGAAUGGUCCAAAGAUUUUAUUCCAUCAUAAUGCUGUUAUUGCAGUUACGGGUGGUAAAGUUGAAGUUGAUAUUAAUGGUACUAUCAUUAAUCAAUGGGAGCCAAUUCAUAUUAGAAGAGGUGAUAAAUUAUCAAUUGGUAAAUUAACUUCUGGUUGUAGAGCAUACUUAGCCAUCAGAGGUGGUAUUGAUGUCACUGAAUACUUGGGAUCAAGAUCUACAUUUGCCUUAGGUAAUUUAGGUGGUUAUAAUGGUAGAGUUUUGAAAUUAGGUGAUGUUUUAUUCUUAGGUCAACCAGAAAUUUCCAGUUGUACUUUACCAGCCCCAAUUUCUGAACCAACUACUAUUUCUAAAGCUUUAAUUCCAGAAUAUGCUAAUAAAGUUUGGAAAGUUGGUGUUACUUGUGGUCCUCAUGGAUCUCCAGAUUUCUUCCAACAAGAAUCAGUCGAAACCUUCUUUAGUGAAACUUGGAAAGUUCAUUAUAAUUCCAAUAGAUUUGGGGUUAGAUUAAUUGGUCCAAAACCAAAAUGGGCUAGACCUGAUGGUGGUGAAGCUGGUUUACAUCCUUCUAAUACUCAUGAUUAUGUUUACUCAUUAGGUGCCAUUAAUUUCACUGGUGAUGAACCUGUUAUUUUAACUUGUGAUGGUCCAUCAUUAGGUGGUUUUGUUUGUGAAGCUGUUGUGGCUGAAGCUGAAAUGUGGAAAAUUGGGCAAGUUAAACCAGGUGAAUUAAUUCAAUUUGUUCCAUUAUCAUAUACUGAUGCUAAGGGAUUAAAGAAACAUCAAGAUAAAAUCAUCGAAGAUUUAUCUGGUGAUUUACCAACUAUUGAAGGUAAACAAAUCAAACCCGAAAGUCCUGUUUUAUAUCAAUUCCAAGUUAGUUCCAAUGCUCCAAAAGUUACUUAUCGUCAAGCUGGUGAUAGAUAUAUUUUAGUUGAAUAUGGAGAUAAUGCUCUUGAUUUGAAUUUGAGUUAUAGAAUUCAUAAAUUAAUUGAAAUGGUGACUGAAUAUAAGACCACUGGUAUAGUUGAAAUGUCUCAAGGGGUUAGAUCUGUUUUAAUUGAAUUUAAUGAUGAAGUGACUCAAUCAGAAGUAUUAGAAACUUUAAUUUCUUAUGAAAGAGAAUCAAUCUUUGUUAACAAAUGGAAGGUUAAAUCCAGAAUUAUUAAAUUACCAAUGGCUUUUGAAGAUAAGAAGACUUUAGGAGCUGUUACAAGAUAUCAAGAAACCAUUAGAAGUGAAGCACCAUGGUUACCUAAUAAUGUUGAUUUCAUUGCCUCUAUUAAUGGUAUGAAGAGAGAAGAAGUUAAAGAUUUAGUUUAUACUGCUAGAUUUUUAGUCUUAGGUUUAGGUGAUGUUUUCUUAGGAGCUCCAUGUGCCGUUCCAUUAGAUCCAAGACAAAGAUUAUUAGGUACGAAAUAUAAUCCAUCCAGAACCUAUACUCCAAAUGGUACUGUUGGUAUUGGUGGUAAUUAUAUGUGUAUUUAUACUAUGGAAUCACCAGGUGGUUAUCAAUUAGUGGGUAGAACUGUUCCAAUUUGGGAUAAAUUAACCUUAGGAGAUCAUUCUGGUGAUAAACCAUGGUUAUUAAGACCAUUUGAUCAAGUUGAAUUCUAUCCAGUUAGUGAAGAAGAAGUUGAUGAAUUUUCAGAAGAAAUGAAUGCCGGUAAAUUUAAAGUUGAAAUCAGUGAAACUGUUUUUGAUCAUGGAAAAUACUUGGAAUGGAUUCAAGAACAUUCUGAUUCUAUCGAAGAAUUCCAAAAGAGUCAAGGAGGUGAAAAAAUGGCUGAAUUUAAUAGAUUAAUUCAAAUUUCUAAUAGUGAAUUAGAACAAUCUGGUUCUAAGAUUGAAGAAGAUGAAACUUUCAGUGAUGAUGCUGAAUUAGUUUAUUCUGAAUAUUCUGGUAGAUUCUGGAAAUCAUUAGUUUCAGUUGGUGAUGAAGUUGUAGCCAAUCAAGGGUUAAUUGUAGUUGAAGCCAUGAAAACUGAAAUGGUGGUUAAUGCUACAAAAGCUGGUAAAGUUAUUAAGAUUUACCACAAGAAUGGUGAUAUGGUUGAUGCUGGUGAUUUAGUUGUUGUUCUUGAAUAAUGAGACGAUAACUUUUAUAUAUAUUGUACAUUAGAUUUUUCUU
Messenger RNA from Scheffersomyces coipomensis, 5853 nucleotides. It is a transcript of the gene DUR1,2, whose product is annotated as bifunctional urea carboxylase/allophanate hydrolase. Gene Ontology annotation, molecular function: urea carboxylase activity; methylcrotonoyl-CoA carboxylase activity; metal ion binding. The transcript has a single exon. Gene Ontology annotation, cellular component: mitochondrion. The coding region runs from base 339 to 5810 and encodes 1823 amino acids. NCBI's taxonomy places the organism in Eukaryota, Fungi, Ascomycota, Pichiomycetes, Serinales, Debaryomycetaceae. The record is from RefSeq and is a predicted model, not a curated record.